AUGCCAUCCAAGCAAUUCGAUUUGGGUGAUUUUUCAACCGUCAUGUUACCUGAGCCAAGCAAAGGAAAGAAGAAGCCAGAUAUUGAGGACAAGGACAACGCAAAGAAAAGCGACAAGCGACGAAAUUCGCUCACUGAUUCGUCAACGUUCUCAACUUCCACGUCGUCAAACAGCAGUAGUGUAGAUAGUGACGAGGCGGUCAGUUGGCUUGGGACUUUGUGCGACUCUAAAGGGACCAUGACAGUGCCCACAGAAGGUGUGGGCAGCCCAGAAGAGCAAGGAGUGAAAACCGAACUGGAAAAGUUUCGUCGACCGAUUCGAACCGACAAUUCGCCAGCUGAGGAGUAUCGUCGACUUCAUGGUUUCAGGAGCUUAGCAGAUGAUCUUAACAAUGUUUUCUCGACCCAAAACAAACAAGGCAAUAACGAAAAUACCAAACCUUCUGUGAUACAAACCAAGAAGAGGGUUGAGAAGCUACGAAAAGAACGUGAGAAGAAGGACAGGAAGGAGCGCGAAAGGGCUGCUGCAGCGAAGAAAGAAGUGGAAAAUCUGGAAGCGAACCGACAGUCAGCACUGUUUGAAUGUGAGAAAGAAAGAUGUGUACGGGAAAUGGUUAGGUGUAACCAGCGUCGUGGUCAGCACACUCUUGGACCAGUUCAUUACGGGUCAACUAGUAUGAUGUCGUCAAUGGAUUCGUCUUUCUCCAUGCCGAAUGAAACUGUACGGAUGGCCAAGCAGGAGGAGAAACUCCGAGCCUGCGUCGGUUUUGGAAUCGCAGCCACUGGAGUGUAUGAUCACCUUCCAAAGAUUGCAUGUGCUAGAGUGGCAAAACCUCCUUAUUAUUCUGAUCUUGUUGGAGCUCACAAAGAGAAUUGGAGGGAAAGUUAUCAAGACUCUUAUUUGCGAGAGCAUAACCACAUUGGAGCGCUUUACGUGGAAAAGGAUGCCUUGGAAGGUGUGGCAAAGGCGAUGGAAACUAUUGCUUCUAUGGGUGACUCUGUCUACUCAAAUAAGUGGCUAAGGAAGCUUCUUAUGCUGGUUUUACGUGGAAAAAUCCGGAAG
Ostertagia ostertagi is the source of this 1062-nucleotide messenger RNA. The record is from the annotation of a GenBank genome assembly. Lineage: Eukaryota; Metazoa; Nematoda; Chromadorea; Rhabditida; Trichostrongylidae.